GUAGCUCAUCCUUCAAGCCAUAAAUAUACACGGAUACAUCCUCAUCUCUCUUUCUCUCUCUAUAUAUACAAACACAUAUAUAUUCGAGUUUUCGUCGAGAUCAAGUGUAGCAUACAUUCUUUUACCGAUUCCUAUGAAUUUCUAUACACCAUCAAUAUCUCUCAAAAUGGCCCCUUCUUCUUUUCCUGACAUUUGGACUUGGAUUCAAAAUCUACCACCACUAACACAAUGGCAAACAAACACCAAAUCCAUACGCAUUAUUUCUUCAUCUCAACCAUCUCUUGAGCUCUCCAUUUCCAAAACCUUAAUCCACUCUUCUUCCUUCUCCUUCUCCAUUCGUGUUAAUUACAACUUACCCAUCUCACUUUGGACCUCUAAACCACUCAAAUCCGCCAUUAGCAACACCUUGUUCCAUGAACACACCAUCUCCAAACUCUUGACCAAUAUCAUUAAAGAUAUCCUCAACUACACCCCCAUCAAACCCUCCAAUUCUUUCCUAAAACUCCCUCAACCCAACUCGAUUCCCAACCUCAAAGACAUAUUUAAUUUCGUGUUCCUGGCCCUGGUUUUCAUAGUAUCGAUCUAUGAAGCUCCACAAGAUAUCCGGUGUGAUUGUAUAAACAUGCUUAAAGAUGAAUUCGCGAGUUCAUGGGCAAGGGAAACGUCCAAAAGGUUGAUGAGGUUAAUGGGGUCGAAUACAGAAGAACAAUGGAUGAGGUCCAUGAAUCUUUCGAUCACAAACUGGAUGACAGAGCUACGAGCAAGGAAUCACUGCCUGAAAGCGCCAUCACCCAUGUAUUCUUCAGCGAUUUCAGGAUUAGGGUUAUGGAAAGUUCAGCUGUAUUGUCCAGUGAUUGCUAUGGAGAUUGAGAAGUGUAAUAGUCCUGGACAAGAAGAUCAAAAACUUGGUUUUUCUUUGAAUUAUCAUCAGGUUGAAGGGGUGAUCCAAUUGAAUCAUCAAGUGAUGGUUCGAGAGGAAUGGAUUGAUGUUUUGGUUAGCAUCGAUAACGUGAGAUGUGACGUGAUAAGGCUCGUGAACGACACGCUCCUAAAAGAGCGUGGGGCAGGAAUCGAGGAAAAGCACUUCCCGUCACGCAUAUCCCUACAUCUCACACCCACCAUCCAAACAAACGUCUUAAGCGUUUCCGUUAGCCGAUCAUCUGAGAACCCUUCACGAGAAAUCGGCGUCGAGAGAUCCAUCGAAGGCUCAUUCGAACCACCAAAUCCUCACAUCGGAAUAUCCGUUUCCGCCGGUGAAACCGUCACCACCAACCUCAAGCCAUGGAAAUUCGAGCAAUCAGUCUACGGCUACAGCGGCACUUUCAACUGGUUUCUUCACGACAGCGUUAAUGGACGAGAAGUUUUCUCAUCGAAGCCUUCAAAGAUCGCGAUGCUUCAACCAAAAGCCUGGUUCAGAAACCGGUAUUCCAGCGCUUACCGGCCGUUUACCAGGCAAGGAGGGGUUAUUUUCGCCGGCGAUGAGUACGGAGAAAGUGUGCUGUGGAAGGUAGGAAGAGGCGCGAUUGGGGAAACGAUGGAGUGGGAAGCUAAAGGCUCGAUUUGGUUGACUUAUUGGCCUAACAAAUACAACACUUUCUAUACUGAAACUAGAAGGUUGGAGUUCAGUGAAAUUCUCCAACUUACUCUAGCUUGAAUCUAAAUUCUAAAUUCAGGAAUUGUUUGUUCCAUGUAAAUUAUGUAAUGUACACGAAUAAUAGUGUGAUAUCAAUGGCUGUAAAAUUAAUAAAACAAAACAUACAUUUUCAUA
Messenger RNA from Lactuca sativa (garden lettuce), 1768 nucleotides. RefSeq names its product neuronal PAS domain protein. Lineage: Eukaryota; Viridiplantae; Streptophyta; Magnoliopsida; Asterales; Asteraceae. The record is from RefSeq and is a predicted model, not a curated record.